AUGAAGCAUUGUCAACCAGUCUGUCAUGCGAUGAUGAAACAAGUUCGUCUGUACUGCAGUCAAGUGACCAGGAUGCCGAAGAGCUUUCUGCGUUUCGCCUUGGGCGCAAAUUCUCUACCAUGUCCCGAAAGAGUGACGGCAAGGCACCGCAAAACGCAUUAUCGUUUUCGGACUACAUCCACUACGCAGCACCGAAAGGCGAAGUUCACAAAAGUACGGUCCGUUUUUCCGGCAGCAGCUAUCACAUUAGGACGUAACGCCUUUGAUCGAUAUGGUGACAUGAUCUCGGACUUUGAGUUAAUUUCUGCUAGCGGUGAUCGUAUUCCCGUAUGCUUAGCCAUAUUAGUUGAUCGCUGGGGAGCGUAUUUUAUCCGUUUACUUUCGAGAGCGUAUGUUCAGGCCAUAGACCAUUUUGAGAAUGAACAGGUCCGAAGCCCAAGUGUGCAAGGUUUGCGGUCGUCGAAAAGCAGCGGAACGAGCAGUAUCGUGUCCAAAGGAAAAUCAGGCAGCAAUGCUUCCGACGACACUCUGCCCGAAAAGACGGAGAAUACACACCUUACCAUGCAGAUACCCAAGCCGACCCAAAAGGAAACGCCGCAUUUUCGGCUUCCUUUCCAAGACUCUGGCUCUAUCUCACCACAACAUUCCCGUGAGAGCUCUGUGCCUUUAGUGUCAGUGGACCCACACCGGAAGAACUCUGUGACGCUGAUCACAUCCGAACCAUCGUUGUUGACCUCGCACUUCCUGGAUAUCCCACCACAGCUACCUGUGCCCAAUGAACCUACUCCGCCAGUUCCGGCCACGCCUGCGUCAUACCGUACGUCGUCUAGGAAAAACUCUUCUGAUGCUCACUCACCACGGACUUCUUUGAUACACACAUUGACAGCUCUUCGCAACAUACCUUCGAAUGCUAACAAGUCGCCGCGUGCUUCGCCGUUCGCUUCACCGCGUGGUCUGAUGUCUCACGAACCACAUUCAUUUCCUGAGCCUCUUACACGGCGACAGAGCGACCCAUUGGAUCCAAACGGAGAACUGUUGCCCAAGGAUGACACUCAGACGCAUCCUGCCCAGGAGAAGUUGAGCCCACAAAAGAGUACCGACAAGCAAAAUAGUAUGGAUCUGCAGAAUGAUAAUGAUCCAUAUGGAAAUACCAACCCUCCAGGAUCGCUGAAAACCACACAUGCUUUGCUCAACUUCGAACACAUUGAUCCGGCCACGUUUCAGAUGGAACCGUCGUUGAUACCUCGGAAAAUGUAUGUUCCAUUUGGUACCGAGUCGCUUAAAGCGUUUGCUGAGUACUUAUACACGGGUCAGGUUGGUAAUCGAUGGGCACUUCAUCCAUGUGCGCUCGACUGUUUGCUUAUGGCCCGCUUCUUUGAAAUUCCCCACCUUUACGAUCUACUCUGCGAAGUGCUCUACGGCAUCAUUGGUCGUAAAGAAGCACAUCUCGUGCGGCAGGGCCGCCGAUUCAAGGAAAGGUAUACGGAGUUGGCAAAACAAGGUGUUGUCCCAGAAAGAACCAGCUUCCCAAUGGAUGCGUACGAAGGUUUGAUGAAUACCGUGGAUGAUGGAUAUUUGGACAUCGCGCUUCUUCGUAAGUCAUCUAGUCUUUAUGUACGGUCUGAUGACGACGAAAGAAAAGUGAACUCGGAGAAACGCGUGGAUGAUUGCGCAGAGGAAAGCCAUGAGUUUGGAAAACCCGAGUCUGAGAAGCCUGCCACGGACGCAAGCAACAAGGACGCUGCUGUGAAGGCAGAUCCUGCUAGCCCUGACAGCCCUCUCCAUAAAGAGAGCCCGCUUAACAGCGAUAAUGAAUGGGGCUUUCUGACACCACUCUCGGAAUUCCGUGAACGCCGCUCUGGCCCAAGAGUGCGCUCUGUAUUCGACCGUGUGAACUCUGCUCCUCUUUCCGAUUACUACGAUGAUGACGACAAGGAAGGUUCGGCUUACACUACUAUUGAGCAGUUGGUUUCUGCUAGCGCGCCAGCUCCCAGCAGUCUGGUCAUUGACAUGAUAUACGAGUCUGCAUCGCUUUGUCUGGAUAUGAAGUUGAUGUUACGUGCCUUAAAUACUCGUUUCAUGCAGCAAGCGCUUGAACGUACGGAGGAAGAAUUCAAACAGCAAGAAACUCCUCUGGCAAACACCCUGGAGCAGGCCUCUUCUCCUGAAGGCCACGCCACACCACGACUUUCAGUAGCAUCGACCAUUGUGCUUUCUGGGCCUAGUACUCCAAUCGAUCCACCUAGGGCGAUGCUGCAGACGCUGGGUGGGCUAGGUUCGGUUCGUUCAGGAUCUGUGGAGGCACGGAGUGCGUCGCAGCCUGAAAUCAGCCGCAGUCCGCUGGCGUUCAAACUUACACCGCACAAGAAAUCAGAGGUGGAAAGUAACAAGGAUGUGGAUCGCCGGAUAGCGCAGAUGAUCAAGCUCGACGAGAAAAUCAAGCAGAAGUUGGCCAAGCGUGAAAGAGCGCAGCUGAAGAAGAGACCAGACGACGAUGUGCUUCUGCUCCAGGGUGAUUCAUCGCGGCCUGGUCUUUUGCGCAAAUUCACUCGUACAAAGCAGUCAGCAGACAUGGAGAUGUCGAGGUCUGUUGGGCUUUCGCGUACGGAGCUGAGCACAAGCUUGACACUGGGCCUGAGCCGUACUUCGAAAAAGGGUUUUUUCGGGCUCCGGAAAAAGGGCCGCAACUAA
This is a messenger RNA of Clavispora lusitaniae ATCC 42720, 2691 nucleotides long. RefSeq names its product Mds3p (gene MDS3). Gene Ontology annotation, cellular component: mitochondrion; cytosol. Gene Ontology annotation, molecular function: protein binding. Gene Ontology annotation, biological process: cell redox homeostasis. NCBI's taxonomy places the organism in Eukaryota, Fungi, Ascomycota, Pichiomycetes, Serinales, Metschnikowiaceae. The record is from RefSeq and is a predicted model, not a curated record.